Molecule: messenger RNA, 468 nt
Organism: Parastagonospora nodorum SN15
Lineage: Eukaryota; Fungi; Ascomycota; Dothideomycetes; Pleosporales; Phaeosphaeriaceae
Exons: 3
Coding region: 1-468 (155 amino acids)
Source: RefSeq, a predicted model, not a curated record
AUGUGUGGAGGAGUCACGGUGAAAAAUACACACCCAUCCGACGCAUGUUUCACAGUCGUCAAUGCAACACCAACAUCAAUAAAAUGGACGCUCUUCCCUCUUCUUACACAAACCCGCAAUCUAACAGCAAAGGACGGCGCCUAUGCCUCCUACAACGUACGCUACCAGCCUCUCGCACCCUACACCGACGACGAUACUCUGCUCUGUCCUCGGUAUGCUGAGAACGACCCCACGUCUGCACCCCCAUCCCCAGCCUCGAUAGAAUCAUUCGAUAUCUUGGACAGCAUCCCUUGGCGCCGGAGCUACAUAUCCCUCGACAGCAAUGGCGCCAGCCUAUCCAGACGCUGGCGAACACGCAAAGCCCAAAUCACGGCCCUAGUAUGGGUGCUCACGUUGCUUUUGACGGGUUGUGCUGUUGGUGGCUACGUUUGGCACCGAGCAGUCAAACACGGGAAAAGCAAGCCCUGA